Messenger RNA from Paramuricea clavata, 2653 nucleotides. Lineage: Eukaryota; Metazoa; Cnidaria; Anthozoa; Malacalcyonacea; Plexauridae. The record is from the annotation of a GenBank genome assembly.
AUGAGCAAAGUGUUUUUUGCUUUAUUUUCUGUUUCUCUUGUUGUCAUUCUUGCUCUUGGAAUUGUUGUUGUGUUUCUGUGGAAGAAAAUGCAGAGGUCAGUGAAAGUCGCCUUCAUCCCUUCCUAUUUCUUGUCAUGUCCAUCGUCAGAGUUCUCUGAUGUUUAAGUCUUCUCUUAAACAGUCUAUUCGUUUUCACUCGUGCUCUGUUCCCUUUAUCUUCAGCUCCAUGACAUGCCUGAUCGGCUGUACUUUGUCAUUUUAUAUCACAUUUAUACCAUCUCAACCUUGCUUUCCUUACCUCCUCGGCAAUGUUUACCACCUCACAUCUUCUGAUCUCUUCAUUCCAUAAUGUCUUUGACCAGCUCUCCUUCAUCUCUUCUUAUUACAUGUCCAUACCAUCUCAAUAUUACUUCCCUCACCUUUUCUGCAGUGUUUACCACACCACAUCUUCUAAUUUCUGCAUUCCGUAAUGAAGCUUAAUGAAGGACACUAUACCAUCUCAAUAUUGCUUCCCUCCCUUCUCUGCAAUGUCUAGCACCUCACAUGUUUUUCUGAUCUCUUCAUUCCAUAAUGUCUCCGACCAGUUUUCCUUCAUCUCUCCUUAUUACUGCCCAUACCAUCUCAACCUUGCUUCCCUCACCUUCUCUGCAAUGUCUACCACCCCACAUCUUCUUCUAAUCUCUUUAUUCCAUAAUGUCUCUGACUUUUUUAAACCGGUCAUGCGUUUUGAACAGCUUUCUCUUGGAUAACUCCUGCUGAAUUUUAAAUCCACAUAAUAUAUACUACAUUCAACUUUUUUUUAUCUUUUCUUAGAAUGAAAGACAAUAAUUUCAGAAUGAAAGGUAAUGUGAUUUUAAACUUUAAAGAAAGCGAAACUUGAAAAAUAUUAUAAAUAUGCAAAUAGAAAAAUGCAAGUUAAGAACUUUAAGCUAAAUUUGUAUGUCGCUCACAAGACAAUGAAUAAUCCACAAAACUAAUUUGUUAACGCCAUUUAUGUUACUUUUAUCUAACAAGUUCUGAAUAGGAAUGUUGAAAACAGGAGAAAGAGUCCUGCCUAUGAUCCUAUCUAAACACAAAAAACAUCGGAUAGCUUAAUUUCCUGUACAAAGACGUCAAAGUAUUCCAAGUGCUUGAUUAAUUAUAGAAAUGCAAAAUAUUGAUGGACAGAGAAGAGCAACUACAGGAGAUAAUAUCAGCGCAUAUGACGAAGUAGUGACAGAGAGUGGCAUACACAAUGACGUAAUUUAUGACGAGUCCUUCCCGUCAACGCACAACAACAACAAUGGAGGUUUGUCUGGUAAAUUUGGAAACAAAUUCAAUUUAUGCGCCAUUCACACUGGCAUAUUCAUGCAAUGUGUAGUUGACUGAUUAAAAUUAUGACUCACAUGUAAAAUCGUAUGUGAAAGAAUGGUUGCAGUUUGACUCUGCGAAACACCACAGAAUUUCUCCGGGUACUUUGGUUUCUUCCUGUACUAGAAUAUCGGGGGCAUAGGAAACAAUGUUUUAUGUGGAGAAGAGCACUUAGAGGAAAACGUUUGAAAUGACACUUAACCAGAUAUUGCAUUACUGGACCUCUAUGUGGUAUAAAUAAAGUUCGCGCGCUUAGUUUAUAGGUUUUCUCCUGUAGUAACACUGGAUCAAUAAGAGGUGAUCCUUACUGCACUUCUGGAAAGAACAGUUUAGAACUGAUAGAGCUAUUCAGUAUAAAUAAAGUUAGUUUAGGUUUCCUCCUGUAGUGACACUGGAUCAAUGAGAGAUGAUCCUUACUGAACUUCUAUCGAGAACAGCUUAGAACUGAUAGAGCUAUCCAGUAUAAAUAAACUUAGUUUAGUCUAGGUUUCAUCCUGUAGUAACACUGGAUUAAUAAGAGAUAAUCCUUACUGGACCUCUAGGAAGAAUAAUUUAGAACUGAUAGAGCUAUCCAGUAUAAAUAAAGUUAGUUUAGUUUUGGUUUCCUCCUGUAGCAACACUGGAUCAAUAAGAGAUGAUCCUUACUGGACCUCUAGGGGGAACAGUUUAGAACUGAUAGAGCUAUCCAGUAUAAAUAAAGUUAGUUUAGUUUAGGUUUCCUCCUGUAGUAACACUGGAUCAAUAAGAGAUGAUCCUUACUGGACCUAUAGGGAGAACAGUUUAUAACUGAUAGAGCUAUCCAGUAUAAAUAAAGUUAGUUUAGUUUAGGUUUCAUCCUGUAGUAACACUGGAUUAAUAAGAGAUAAUCCUUACUGGACCUAUAGGGGGAACAGUUUAGAACUGAUAGAGCUAUCCAGCAUAAAUAAAGUUAGUUUAGUUUAGGUUUCCUCUUGUAGUAACACUGGAUCAAUAAGAGAUGAUCCUUACUGGACCUAUAGGGAGAACAGUUUAUAACUGAUAGAGCUAUCCAGUAUAAAUAAAGUUAGUUUAGUUUAGGUUUCAUCCUGUAGUAACACUGGAUCAAUAAGAGAUGAUCCUUACUGGAGCUCUAGGAAGAACAGGUAAGAACUGAAAGAUGUAUCCAGUAUAAAUAACGUUUGUUUAGUAGCUAUGUAUCUUUCUUUGUACAGAUCAUAAAUACGAAGAGCCAUCGAACUAUGAGCCUCUGAGGAGAAAUCCUUUACAAGAUCAGAGCGAUGAACAUAACUAUCAAAGUCUGACAACAUCACAGAAAGGAAACUAG